AUGCAGGAGUUUAGGAGAUCUUUGCCGAAUAUUUUAAUUACAGGAACACCUGGUGUGGGCAAAUCAACAUUAUGCCAAAUGGUAUCUCAAAGGACGAAAUUUACCUGGAGAGAAGUCUCCAAAUUAGCAGAAGAACAUAAUUGUUUGGAUGAAUAUGAUCACGAAUAUCAAUGUCCUUUCUUAAAUGAAGACAAGUUAUUGGAUAUUAUGGAAGUUAUGAUGACCAAAGGCGGAAACAUUGUGGACUAUCAUGGAUGUGAAUUUUUUCCCGAGCGUUGGUUUGACGCUGUGUUUGUUAUAAGAACCAAUAACACUGUUUUAUAUGAUAGAUUAAAAGCAAGAGGUUAUUCAGGCAAGAAAUUGGAAGACAACAUACAGUGUGAAAUAUUUGAGGUAUUAUUAGAGGAAGCUCAAAAUUCGUACAAAGAAGAUCUUAUUAAGGUACUUCAAAACGAUUCACAAGAGCAAUUGCAUCAAAAUGUUAAUACAAUUGUUGAAUGGAUAGAAAGGUGGCAAGAGGAAAACUUA
Iphiclides podalirius (scarce swallowtail) is the source of this 528-nucleotide messenger RNA. Lineage: Eukaryota; Metazoa; Arthropoda; Insecta; Lepidoptera; Papilionidae. The record is from the annotation of a GenBank genome assembly.